UGAUAGAUCUAGAAUUGUCUACCAGUUUCGCUGAAAGUCUGCUUUCCAUGUUAGCCAUCAAAAUGUUACUUCUACUCUUAUGUCUUUACGUGGUUGCAUCAGCAACUGAGCGAGCACCAUCCUACCUGAUUACUGCCCCGAAUAUCAUUCACAUUGGGGUAGAGGAAAGUGUCACUAUUCAAUUGCAUGAUGUCAAAGACGUUGUUCACUUUCAAGUGUAUUGCUGGGACAUAAUCAAAAGGAAGAAAUGUUCGGAGACAGCACUGUUUACACUAAAUCCAGAAAACAAUUUCCAGGAGACAAAAACUAUCAUGGUUUCCCAAAAGAAGGUUAAGGAGCUUUACCUUUGGCGACGUCGGCAAAAAUAUAUUUACUUGGCCGCUGAGAGUAAGGAAAUUCUCAAACAGCGAAGGAUGGUGCCUGUCAAACUGUCCAACAGAAAGGGUUACGUUUUCAUUCAGACUGACCAGCCAGUUUACACCCCCGGCCAAAUCGUGAUGUACAGAAUUUUUACGCUGGAUCACUACAUGAGGCCAGUAAAUGAUAAAAUAAGGGUUUCUAUAUACAACUCCCGCAGCAUACAACUCACAGCUGCUGACUGGAUGUCAGAGAAAAUGAAAUUGCUCCGGACAAGAGUCCCCGAUAAUGAAGAAUCUGGAAUUUGGCGAAUUGAGGCAGAGUUUUUGGAUUCGCCCAUGUCCAAAGUUUCAGCGCAGUUUGAAGUGAAGGAAUUCGUUCUCCCCAGGUUUGAAGUCAAGGUACAAGCAGAUCAAAUGUUCUACCUUGUGACCAAGGAGGAGUUCAAGUUCAAAAUAGUGGCAAUGCAUACAUAUGGUGAGGCAGUCGAGGGUAAGGCAUUUGUGAGAUUCGGGAUCCUUCACGGAAUUAACAAGACGUAUGUUGGAGGUCUCGAACAAGAGCUAACAUUGGUGAAGGGAGAAGUCAAUUCCUCUCUCAACACUCAAAGGCUAUUGGAAAAAUCCAACCUGAUGAACACUGAUGAGCUUGUGGGUCUGCAUCUUUAUAUGGCUGUGACUGCUGUAGAAUUAGUCAGUGGUGAAAUGGAAGAGACAGAACUCACCAGCAUCAAAUUUGUUUCUUCACCAUACGUGAUGGAUUUAUCAAAAACAAGCCGCUUCUUCUCUCCAAUGUCUUUUUUCAGUGUCAUCACAACUGUAACCUAUCCAGAUGGGACUCCAGCUGUCAAUGUGCCCGUGAAUAUUGAUGGACGCCAAUCGACAAGCACCAAUGAGGAUGGUGUGGCUGUCUUACAGAGGGACACUCAAGAUAAUGCCAGUGUUCUUAACAUGAAGGUGACGGCUGGUGAUGGAAAACCUGGGACGGAAUUCCAAGAAACAAUGGUGACAGCCCAUGUCUAUCAAUCCCCCAGCAAGAGUUAUCUUCACAUAAAGGCACCUCACAAGGUGCAGAAGGCGGGUCAAUACAUGAUUAUAGAACUGACAGCUAUCACAGAACUGGGCAGUGGAGAUAUUGAUUACUUUUACUAUACCCUCUUAAGCAAAGGCAGGGUGAUUGCAUCCAAUAGGAUUCACAAGGCGGAUCCUACGAAGCUCCGCUUUCAAGUGACACUUGACAUGGUACCCACAUUUCGCUUUCUUGCCUACUAUUAUGUUUCCACUGGAGGAAGAAGGGAAAUUGUGGCGAACUCAGUGUGGAUUGAUGUGGAGGAUCAGUGCGAUGGGCAGAUAGAAAUAAUGGAAAGUGAUGCUUUCUAUGGACCGGGUGAUUCAUUUGACCUGCAAUUCUCCACCAACGAUGCAGCAAAUGUGUCUUUUGUUGCUGUUGAUUCAGCAAUGUACAUCCUAAACAACAAGAAUAAACUCACAGUCCGGAAGGUUUUUGACGCAAUGAAUGCUUAUGACCUGGGAUGUUUCUAUGGAGGUGGAAUUAACAGUGUUGGUGUUUUCAGGGAUGCUGGACUGAGUUUUAUUUCUGAUGUGGACGUAGCCUCUGUUAGACAUGAAUACUCCUGCAGAAACGAAAUCAGAAGAAUGAGGAGAGAAUUAAAUCUGCAGCGGAAAUUUGCUGGAAAAUUAAACGAAUACCCAGAUCGCAGAUUGCGGAAAUGCUGCAUGGACGGAAUUACUAAGAUAUUAAUGGAAUUUAGCUGUGAACAACGAGCAAGUCGGGUCAACGAGGUGGAUUGUCGACAGGUUUUCAAGAGUUGUUGCAUCUAUGGAGUGGAACUGAGGAAGAAUCAGACGCUGAAGGUGAAUUCGAUAGCGCGAUCCGCUGUGAAUGAAGAAGAAGAAUUUUUCGAUGAAACUUCGAUUCAUGUACGUAGCGUAUUUCCACACAGCUGGCUAUGGAAAACAGUCGAGGUUUUCAGUGCGGGAGAUCACACGUUAAGAAACUACAUUCCUGAUGCCAUAACUACUUGGGAAAUACAAGCAGUUGGCAUGUUUGCAAAUAAAGGAUUCUGUAUCGCUGAACCAAAGAAGGUGACAGUGUUCAAACCAUUUUUUAUAUCCAUGAAACUACCUUACUCUGUCAAAAGGAAUGAGCAGUUGGACGUGAGAGCAGUAUUGUACAAUUAUCUGCCUGAAGAACUCGAGGUGUUCGUAUACAUGAGAAAAGCAGAGGGGCUGUGCAGUGCUGCUGUUUCAAGGCAUAAUGCAAAGAAAGUUCUGAUCAAAGCAAAUUCAGCUGUCUUUGUUAACUUUGCUAUUGCUCCAUUGGUCAUUGGCAACAUGCCAAUCAAUGUUAUUGCUUUCAGCAAAACCACUAUGCACGGGGAUGCUGUGUUAAAAUAUCUGAAAGUUGUGCCUGAAGGUGUAAUUGUGACAGAAGAAUCAAGCAUCCUCAUAAAUCCCAAAGCAAAAAGCACCUAUGAAAUAUCUGAAGAAGAGCCAUCUAACUUGGUACCUGACACUGACAAUUAUAUGUACAUCCGUGCCACAGGGACAGUAAUGGGAGAGGCAGUGGAGAACUCACUAAGUGCUGCUGGAAUUGACAAUCUCAUUAAAGUCCCCACUGGGUGUGCAGAGCAAACGGCGAUGCAUAUGGCCCCUACAGUCUUUGCUGUUGAAUACCUUGACCAAAGCGAUCAAUGGCUAUCACUUAAAGCCGAACGCAAGGACGAAGCAAUCUUCCACAUUGAAACAGGGUAUAAUAGAAUGUUGGGAUAUAAGAAAGAUGAUGGGUCCUAUGGAGCCUGGAAAACUUAUCCAAGCAGCACAUGGUUGACUGCGUUUGUUGUAAAAAUACUCUCAAUGGCACGGACACAAAUUGUUGUCAAUGACGAAUUCAUCCGGGAAUCUGUAGCCUACCUCAUCCGUGGGCAAAAAGUAUCUGGAGCAUUUGAAGAUCCUCAUCCAGUGAUAACCAGAGACUUACAGGGUGGAGUUAGUGGAACCGAAAAAGAUGUCUCCCUCACAGCGUUUGUGACAAUAGCAUUGCAUCAUUCCUUGGCGGCCUUUCGACAGAAUAAUAUUGCAGAGAUUUCACGAGUGGAAAAAAGCAUUGAAAGUGCCGUUAAUUUUUUGCAUGGUGAGCUGCUGAAUAUUAACCAGUCUCACACCAUUGCCAUCACCGCGUACGCACUUGCCCUUGUGAAGACAAAUAUGGAUAAAGUUCUCCAAGCUGAUAGAAAAUUGAAAGCACUCGCAUCCUAUGACGAUGAUUCUGAUGUUCGUUACUGGAAAGCUGAGAAAACAUUGUUGCAGGACGAGAAGCCGUAUUCAGUUGAAGCAGCACGGGCUUCUGCGGUGACUGUGGAAACCACUGCUUAUGCCUUGCUUCAAGCAUUGUCAAGGAAUAAUAUUGACUACGCAACACCAAUUGUGAGGUGGCUAACGAUGCAACAGAACUACGGUGGUGGAUUUCACUCGACGCAGGACACUAUAAUUGCCUUGGAAGCUUUAUCACGAUACUACAUUGCAUUUCUGAAGAGGGAAGAAGAAAUCAAUAUGCAAAUUCAAUUCCAUGUUUUUGGAAGUCCCGUUGAGAACAUGAUUCAUUUGCGCAGGCGUAAUGCUCUGACUGAGAAAGAAUUGAAGUUUCCACUUGGAAGAAAGAUUCGCAUCGAAUUGACUGGUCAAGGAAAUGGGACACUGACUUUCCGCAAGCUAUACCAUAAACUGGAGGAGCCUUUCAGUGCUUGCAAAAAGGUUCACCUCUCUGUUAUUACCGAAGGAAAAUUGGAGUUUAAAAAACCAUACGAUUACACUAAUUUUGAUGAGGAAUUUCAUGAUUACGAGUCCCAUCCGUUUGACUCACAGUUUGGUACCAUAGGUUGGUAUGAUCUUCGUUCGAGAAGGAAAAGGGAUGUUCCAGAUGCAGAAAAUCGUCAAACCAUUUACUACAAAGUCUGUUACUGGCGAGAUAGUGAUGAUGAGGAGAAUCAGUUCCAGUCUGGAAUGGCAGUUGUCGAUAUUUCACUCCUCAGUGGUUUGGAACCUGAGCUGGUGCAACUUGAUAAGCUAAAAAAUGGAGUUGACAAAUACAUCGAUGACUAUGAUUUCAAAGAUGGAAGGGUCAUACUUUAUUUGGAUACGGUCCGUGAGGAGAAAGGAUGUGUCGUGUUUGCCACCAAACAAAUUGUGCCGAUGGGUUUCGUGCAGCCAGCAUCAGCCACUCUAUAUGAUUUCUAUAAUCCAAGUAUAAGAUGCACUGUGGCGUACAAUGCUCCUGAAAUGAAUCCGAUGAUCUCCAAGAUCUGCAACAGUGAAGUUUGCAUUUGUGCUGAAG
Molecule: messenger RNA, 4710 nt
Organism: Stegostoma tigrinum
Lineage: Eukaryota; Metazoa; Chordata; Chondrichthyes; Orectolobiformes; Stegostomatidae
Product: complement C4-A-like
Exons: 37
Biological process (GO): complement activation
Cellular component (GO): extracellular region
Molecular function (GO): endopeptidase inhibitor activity
Source: RefSeq, a predicted model, not a curated record